Messenger RNA from Protopterus annectens (West African lungfish), 6811 nucleotides. It is a transcript of the gene FN1, whose product is annotated as fibronectin 1. The record is from RefSeq and is a predicted model, not a curated record. Gene Ontology annotation, cellular component: extracellular region. Gene Ontology annotation, biological process: nervous system development; cell-substrate junction assembly; heart development. Lineage: Eukaryota; Metazoa; Chordata; Ceratodontiformes; Protopteridae. Gene Ontology annotation, molecular function: proteoglycan binding; integrin binding.
GGCAGUAAUGUGAUUUAUUUACUCUUUUAAAGAAGGAGCCGCCUCCUUUGUAGGGACACUAUUUAAAACAGUACAAAGAAAUUAAGUCGGUGCGUACAAGUAAUAAGGGUGGGAACAUCUUGGUAACUUCCCCACUUUAACGGGGGUCAGUUUUCCUGGGAGGGAGUUGCUUUCUUUUUAAAAGUCUGUUUCUAAGAACGGGGUUUUUAGUUGCAGCUGAAGAUGGCCCGCGGGUGUUUUCUGCAGCUGGUCCUGUGGUCCGGAAUCGUUCUCCAGGACGUGUUGUCCCAGCGCAGCCCGAAAAUUAGGAGGCAAGCAGCUGUUUCCGAUCAGCAGUUUAAUGGAUGCAGUGAUGGUGGUCGACAAUAUCAGAUCAACCAACAAUGGGAACGUACAUACCUGGGCACGACACUCUUGUGUACUUGUUAUGGAGGAGUGCGGGGCUUCAACUGUGAGACCAAACCUGAAGCUGAAGAAACUUGUUUUGAUAAAUAUCUUGGAAAGACUUACCUAGUUGGCGAGACAUAUGAACGGCCCAAGGACAACAUGAUCUGGGACUGUACCUGCAUAGGAGCAGGCCGUGGAAGAAUCAGUUGCACAAUUGCAAAUCGAUGCCAUGAGGGUGGGCAGUCGUAUAAAAUUGGCGAUACCUGGCGGCGCCCCCAUGAGACUGGUGACUAUAUGCUAGAGUGUGUAUGUCUUGGUAAUGGAAAAGGAGAGUGGACUUGCAAACCAGUAGUUGAACGAUGCUAUGACAACACAGCUGGUACUUCAUAUGUUGCUGGAGACACUUGGGAGAAGUCCUACCAGGGUUGGAUGAUGGUAGAUUGCACAUGUUUGGGAGAAGGCAGUGGCCGCAUCACUUGCUCAUCUAAAAAUCGCUGCAAUGACCAAGACACACUAACAUCAUACCGUAUUGGAGAAACCUGGAGUAAGACAGAUGCUCAAGGAAACUUCCUGCAGUGCAUAUGUGUUGGGAAUGGUAGAGGCGAAUGGAAGUGUGAACGACAUUCAUCACAAGCUUCUGGCUCUUCCAGGCCCCCACAAGUCCAUCCUGUGAUUCCUCGACUUCCAGUCUUUCCGGAGCGUUGUAUUACUGAUAGUGGAGUGGUGUACCAUGAAGGCAUGCAGUGGCUGAAACCACAGGGUAGCAAGCAGAUGCUUUGCACUUGUUUGGGAAAUGGAGUUAGCUGUCAGGAAAUGGCUUCUUCCCAAACAUAUGGUGGCAACUCCGAUGGUCAGCCUUGUGUAUUUCCUUUCACUUAUCGAGGGAAAACCUACUAUUCCUGUACAAAAGCUGGACGGCAGGAUGGGAACCUUUGGUGUAGCACUACAGACAAUUAUGAACAGGAUAAAAGAUAUUCGUUUUGCACUGAGCAAGCAACUUUGGUGCAGACCCGUGGUGGAAAUUCAAAUGGAGCCUUGUGCCAUUUCCCGUUUUUGUACAACCAUCGGAAUUAUACAGAUUGUACCUCAGAAGGGCGGAGGGAUGGUAUGAAAUGGUGUGGAACAACACCCAACUAUGAUGUUGACCAAAAGUUUGGCUUUUGUCCCAUGGCAGCCCAUGAAGAAGUUUGUACACCGAGUGAUGGGACUAUGUACCGCAUUGGUGACCAGUGGGACAAGCGUCACGAAAUGGGUCAUAUGAUGCGUUGCACUUGUAUUGGGAAUGGACGUGGUGAAUGGAACUGUGUUGCACAUUCACAGCUCAGAGAUCAAUGUGAUGUGGAUGGUGUUGUAUACGAUGUAGGUCAGACUUUUGAAAAGCGUCAUGAAGAAGGCCACAUGAUGAACUGCACAUGUUACGGUCAGGGCCGUGGCAGAUGGAAGUGUGAUGCAAUUGAUCAAUGUCAAGAUACUGAAACUCGUCACUUUUACCAGAUUGGGGAUUCAUGGGAAAAGAGUGUUAAUGGAGUUCCUUACCAUUGCCACUGUUAUGGUAAUGGCAUUGGUGAAUGGCAGUGUAUUCCUCAUGGUACCAUGGAUUCAUCUGGUCCUGUGCAAGUGUACAUCACUGAGAGCAGUAAUCUGCCAAACUCCCAUCCCAUCCAGUGGAACACGCCGCAGCCAUCUCACAUAGAGAAGUACAUUCUCAAGUGGAGACCGGUGGGUAAACGUGUGCAUUGGAAAGAAGCAGUUAUUCCAGGUCAUUUAAAUUCCUAUACUAUUUCUGGUCUAAAGCCCCGGAUGAAGUAUGAAGGCGAGCUCAUCAGUGUGUUAGUGUAUGGGCAAAGAGAUGUCACUCGCUUUGAGUUUACCACUACACAUGAAACUUUACCCAGUGAGGAUGGUAUGACUGAAACAGGCACAGACAUAACCACUGGAAUUUCAGAGUCUGUUACAGAGAUCACUUCUAACAGCUUUGUGGUGUCUUGGGUUUCCGCUUCGGAUACUGUGUCUGGAUUCCGUGUGGUUUAUGAACUUAGCGAAGAUGGCGUCAGUGCUCCUAAGCAGACCCUCGAUCUUCCAAAUACUGUUACAUCUGUAAAUAUACCUGAUCUGCUUCCUGGGCGCAAGUAUGUCAUCAGUGUUUAUGAAAUCUCACCACAAGGAGAAAAGUUAAUAGUAUCCACAACUCAAACUACAGCGCCUGAUACUCCAACAGAGUUGAGCGUAGAUGAUGUUGACAACAAUUCCAUUGUAAUUCGUUGGAGCCGUCCACAAGCCCCAAUUACAGGGUAUCGUGUUGAAUAUGGUCCUUCUGCAGAAGGCAGUCGCACAGAACUAAGUUUGCCUGACUCCUCAUCAUCAGUGACUCUUAGUGACCUGAAACCUGGAGUGCUGUACAACAUUAGUGUUUAUGCUAUUAAACAAAGUCUUGAAAGCACCCCCAUCUUCAUACAGCACAGAACCUCUGGUACCCCUGAAGCAGAACUUGAUGCUCCUACUGACUUAGAAUUUACUAAUGUGACUGACACUUCGGCUUUUGUGAGGUGGACACCACCCCAGGCUUCAAUCACUGGCUAUCGCUUGAGUUCGAGUUUAACCAGAGAAGGGCAACCAAAGCACUUCAAUGUAAAUCCAAAUGCCAGGAAUUUUCUUUUGAAAAACUUGAAACCUGGCACAGAGUAUACAGUCACACUGAUUGCACUGACGCCAACUCAGCAAAGCAGCAAGGCCACUGGCAUUUUCACAACCUUGGAUUCUGCAGAUCUUCUUCCCAAGUACCACACAGAAGUGUCUGAUACCAAGAUUGUGAUUAGGUGGACUCCUGCAUCUCGUGUGCAGUUUAAGGUGACUGUAAGGCCAAGCCUUGGUGGGGAGGCACCCAUUGAAGUAACCUCUGACACUGGUGUUAUUGCAGUCUCCAACCUUACUCCAGGACAAGAGUAUUCGUACAGUAUUUCUGUUGUUAAGAACGGGCAUGAAAUUGAAAUUCCUGUUACCAAGACAUUUGUUACACCUUUGUCUCCACCAUCAGAUUUGCAUUUGGAAUCAAAUCCUGAAACUGGAUCACUGAGGGCCUCUUGGGCAAAAUCCAACACUCCAGGUGUCACUGGUUAUAGGGCAACGUGCGCUCCAGUAAAUGACCUUUUGGGAAAUACCUUGGAAGAGUUUGUUGAUGCAAGUCAGAUCUCCUGCAUUUUUGAGAAUGUUGGUCCUGGAGAGUACAAUGUCAGUGUAUAUACCGUCAAGGAUGAAAUAGAAAGCCUUCCAGUCUCCAAAACUAUCAUAAAUGAACUUCCACAGCUGACUGACCUCCACCUUAUUGAUGUCACAGACACUUCUAUUGGCCUGAGGUGGACUCCACUAAAUUAUUCCACUAUUACUGGCUACCGUGUUACUGUACUUGCAGCAGGAGAGAGUAGACCUGUUCUUGAAGACUUUGUGGAACCUACAGCUGCACACUAUGCGGUGUAUGGACUGGAGCCAGGAAUUCAGUAUGAAGUUAGUGUCAGCACACUUUCCCAAGGAGGUGAAAGUCAGCCUACAACUGUCACUCAGCAAACUGCUGUCCCUUCUGCAACUGAUCUGCGCUUCACCAAUAUUGGUCCUGACACAACACGGUUGACUUGGGUUGCACCAGAUUCAGCUGGUCUUACAGACUUCCUUGUACGCUUUGCUCCACUGAACGAUGCAAAACAGGUUCAGGAGAUUAACAUUUCAGAAGCUACCACCACCACAGUGCUUCUUCAAAGUUUGCUUCCAGCAACAGAUUAUCUGGCCAGUGUAUUCUCUUUUUAUGGCGAUCAUCAAAGUGUACCUCUGUCUGGGUCAUGGAAAACUACUUUGGACUCCCCAACUGGUAUAGAUUUCUCCGAUGUAACUGCUGCAUCAUUUACAGUCCACUGGUUACCUCCUCGUGCCACCAUUACUGGCUACUUAAUCCGAUACCACCUGGACAGUGGUGAAGAACCCACAAAGGAGCGACGUGUGCCACCGUCUCGCAACUCCAUCACUCUCACUGGUCUUUCUCCUGGGUCAGUCUACACUGUCAGCAUUUAUGCUCUCCAGGGAACAAUAGAAAGCCAACCUCUGACUGGUCAACAAUCUACAGUUUCAGAUACCCCAUCUGACUUGCAAGUUAAUUCUGCAACCCCGACUAGUGCCACUGUAAGUUGGAAUGCACCUGCUGUCAGUGUGAGGUACUACAGGAUUACGUAUGGAGAGACAGGUGGUAACAGCCUCGUUCAUGAAUUCAGUGUGCCUGGUUCUCAGUCUUCAGCUACUAUACGCAAUCUGACGCCUGGUGUAGAGUACAUCUUCACUGUGUACGCUGUAACCGGUCGUGGGGAUAGCCCUGCUACAAGCAAACCAGUUUAUGUCACUUACACUACAGAGGUAGAUGCACCAACUCGCUUGCAAGUAGUCGAUACUGAUGAGGACAGCAUAACAGUGAGGUGGAGUCCUUCAGCUGGACCAGUUACCCAGUACAGAGUUACAAGCACACCUAAGAAUGGUGAAGGACCCACAAAGACUCUUACUGUGCCCCCAAAUGAAACACAAGUAACAAUACCUGGUCUAUUGCCUGCAGUCGAAUAUACUGUCAGCGUGUCCGCUCAGGUUAAUGGAGGAGAGAGCUUGCCAUUGGUUGAAGCAGCAGCUACAACUAUACCCCCUCCGUCUGAUCUGGAAAUUGUUUCAGAAAGCCCAUCAACUGCAACCAUCAGAUGGCAAGCCCCCAAUGCUGAUAUCACAGGUUAUUUAGUGAAAGUCUACCCCACAGAUAAAAGAGGACCAGCUAUUGAAAAAAAACUGUCCCCAGACACCACUAGUGUUACAGUGCCUGGACUGAUGGUGGCGACGAAGUAUGAAGUUACUGUCCAUUCUGUGAAGAACUCUGUGCUGAGUAAACCACUACAAGCAGUCGUUACAACACAAGACAAUGUCAGCCCCCCUAGGAGGGCCCGUGUUACUGACACCACAGAGAACACCAUCACACUCACUUGGCGGACAAAAACAGAAACCAUCACAGGGUUCCUGAUUGAGGCCUUUCCAAAAGGUAGUGAGACUCCAGUAAGAAGAACCAUUAAUCCUGAUAUCAGAACUUACACAGUUACAGGCCUCCAGCCAGGCACAGAUUACAGAAUUUACAUCUACACUCUGAAUGGAAAUUCUCGCAGCCCCUCAGUCCUCCUCAGUGCUUCUACAAAAAUUGAUUCACCAUCAAAUUUUCACAUUAUCAGUACAACACCAUCAUCUGUCCAUUUUGGAUGGCAACCACCUCGCACCAAAAUCACCAGUUAUAACAUACAGUAUGCAACAGAUGGAGGUGAGCUUCAGGAUCUGUAUCCAAGGCCUUCUGCAGAACAAAUAAAGGCAAACCUUACAGUUUCUAAAGAUUCAACUCCAUCAGAGGAUGUAUGUUUUGACAGUUAUACAGGGCUGUAUCAUGCUGUUGGCAAGGAAUGGGAAAGGAUGUCCGAAUCCGGCUUCAAACUCUGGUGUAGAUGCUUGGGGCUGGGCAGUGGCCAUUUCCGAUGUGAUUCAUCAAAAUGGUGCCAUGACAACGGUGUGAAUUACAAGAUUGGUGAGAAAUGGGAUCGCCGUGGAGAUUCUGGUUUUAUGAUGACAUGUACCUGCCUUGGGAAUGGAAAGGGAGAAUUCAAAUGUGAACCCCAUGAAUCAACCUGUUAUGAUGAUGGAAAGAUGUACACUGUUGGUGAAAAGUGGCAGAAGGAAUACCUUGGUGCCAUCUGUACUUGUACAUGCUUUGGCGGACAGCAGGGAAUCAAGUGUCCAGUUGAAUGCUUAAGGCCAGGUUUGUUGGCUGAUAUGAAUCCUUUGCCAGUGGAAUCUUCCAGAAAGCGAAAUAGUUAAAUGGGAGAAGCAGCACAAUUCUGCUGUGUCACAAAUAGUGCUGUUGAUAAGCUGGGAAACAUGUAAAGAUCAGACUUUGUCCUCACUUGAUUUUUCUCAUCCACUAUGCAUAAAGACAAAGUUGAACACCAGCAGUAAUGCUGUAUCUAAAAAUUUGCACAUUAUUUUUUAACCAUUCCAGUAUUUUAGCUUAGCUCCAAGAGAUUUGGGGACAGCAGGAAACUCUGAAGUGCAGGUAGCUUUACUCUUGUACCCCAACCUCUAUUUUACAAGGACAGUUCAUUUGUGCAAAAUGCUUUUUAAGUCUCCCUCUUGUAUGUCCUUUAAUGCUAAAUUAAUUGCCUGUUGGUCUUCGUUCAUCUUUUUUGCUUAUCAAGUUUAGCUAAAGUAAUUGUUGAGUCUGACUGUUGAAGAAAAUCUUGUCUAGUGCACAUAGAAUGCAGCUGUCAGAAAAGUAUUUUGGUGCAAUGACUGAUGUAUUUUGUACUUUUAUGUUCCUGACCUUGUACCACGCAAUGUGUUUUUUUUUUAUUAAAAAAAAUCACAGACA